Molecule: messenger RNA, 2898 nt
Organism: Chironomus riparius
Lineage: Eukaryota; Metazoa; Arthropoda; Insecta; Diptera; Chironomidae
Source: the annotation of a GenBank genome assembly
AUGAAUGUGAAAGUUCCUCUAUUAGUGACAUUCUUUUGUUUUUCAUUAAAAAUCUUGGGAUUUCAAUGUUUAUUGCUAAUUGCUUUAACUUUAUUGAUAUUCCUGUUGAGUUUAAUCAUAUGCGUUUUAAGUACGACAACAAAGAAGACAAUCCAAGAGUUACUAUAUACAAAUCCUUUAUCUGAUAGCAAGCGAAUUUUAGGAUUGAAAUGUACAAGUCCUUCUGAGACAUUAAACCCGAGAAAAAAUGAUUCCCAAAAUGUAAAUUAUUUAAGGCCACUUAGUGGAAAAUCUGAAAUAGAUGAUGUACUUCAUAGAAUAUUAGACUUGGUUUUUAGAGAUUUUAUCGACAGCUGGUAUAACGUUAUUUCUGAAAAUAAGGAGUUUUCAAAUGAAAUUCGCUUGCUGACUGAAGAUUGCUUAAUUAAUUUGAUUAAACGAGUGAAACAAGCACCGUUAAUGACAACUAUUACUACCACAAUGCUAGAUGACAUUGCAGCACAUUCAAAAGCAUAUCAAGAUGCUAUGAAAAUGAUGAAAGAAUCUCAAAAAGGACCAAAAAAUUUAAAUAAAUUAAAUCCCUCGCUUCAUAGAAGAAAUAAAUCAGAAUCGGAUGUAAUGUGGAAUACUACAUCAGCUAAUGCUCAACGAAAAGUUGCAAACUCUACAUUCUAUUAUAUGCAAAAUGAUGAAAGCCUUUUAGAUCCUAAGAAACAAUUGAUUGAAACCUUUUUUGACAUAACUGGAGAUGUAUACAAGAAAGAAGUUAAUGAUGAUAAGGCGCUAGAAAAACAUUUUGUGUCUAUUAUGGAAACGUGUAUGUAUUAUUCAUUUGAUCCAAAUAGUUUUCAUUGUGAUUCUCUCAGAACAGCAGUUAGUUCAAUUAUUGGUAGCUUAUUGUCAAAAUUAAUCUCUAGCAAUAUUGCUGAUCCUGACUUUAUAAAUCUACAAAUUGCUAAAAUAUUCAUGAACAAUACACCUCCAUCCGAUUGGUUAAUCAAAACAAUCAGGCAAUCAAAUGAUUUAUCUGAACUGCUUUCCGUACGACAUUUAAUUACUCGUGAAAUGGAUUUGAAAUAUAAAGAUAAGAACUGUGUUGGUGAGAUUUCAUCACUCUCUUUCACACAAAAGAUUAUUGAUUUACGAAUAACAAGCCUUCAAAAUAAUAAGGAUAGAACUUCAAUUGAUAGAUCUUCAUUAAAGCUCACUCGCUUAACACUUGAUGAAAUUUUAUCAAAAGACAUUGCACUUAGCUAUUAUUUAGAUUAUCUCCAAGUUAUGAAUCUUCAAAAAUAUGUAAUAUUCUAUUGCUUGGCUCAAGAUUGGAAGCAAAUAGUAGUUGAGAAGAUUAGUCAGUCCUCAAAUGAUGGAACUCUAGAAGAAAAAUUUUCAAAAGAUUUACGCGACAGAGCUUUUGAGCUUUUUAAAGAAUUUCUGGUGAAAUCAUCAUCAAACUUUUUACAAAUUGAUCAGGGAUUAAUUGAAGUUUUGCAUAUCAAAAUUAAAGACACUUACUUGAAUCCUGAUCCAUCAUGGUUUGAUUCAAUCUUAAAGUUUCUCUACGAAAAGUUAAAAAAUGAGCACGUUUUCCUUCAAAAUUUUUACGAAUCACCAGCAUACAAAAAACUACUUGCUGAGCUGGAAGAUAAUGAAUCAGACAUCCCAGAUAUUAAAUUUAAUUCAAAUCAAGCAGAAUCUGGCAGUGACAGUAACUCGGGAGAUUACUUAAUUGAUGAAUUAGAUUUAUUGGAAGAUGAUUUCAAUGAAGGAAAUUCAUUAGGAAUCACUGUUCAUCGUCAUCAACGAUCGCAUAGUGAUACAGGCGUUCUUUUGGAUAGACAAAAAAUUCAAAACAGCAACGAAUUAAAUGAAAGAAAAUUGGCAGCAAAAAUCAUUAAUACUGCAAUUAAUAGCGAUGGAAAAUUUGCUGUGUACGCAAUCAAUGUUGUAACGAACGAAACAACCAAAGAUGGACUAAAGCAGCAAAAAAGUUGGCAUGUCUACAGAAGAUACAAGAAAUUCCUAGAGCUUAAAAAUCUUCUUGUUCGUCAAUUUCAAUAUUUUAAAAAUAUUUCACUUCCAUUUCCGAAAAAGCAAACUUUUCACAACACCAGUCGUGAUCUUUUAGAACGUCGAAUGGUUAUUUUAAACGAAUUCCUUAGUAUUGUCUGUAAUCGAGCUGAAACUGAUACUUUAGUUCUAGCAAUUGUUUUUGAGUUUUUGGAACCUGACAACGACGAUCGACAGAUUCAUGGAACAAAAGUUGUAAAGCAUUUUGUAAAUCCAAUCAAGUCUGGAAUGAAGACAAUUAAAAGUGUUCCAGAUAAUGUUAUUGGAGGUCUUUCAAAAAUAUUUGUUGCGAAAAAUUCUGAAAAGUUUGAAAUUAGUGAUAUGAUGGAUACCAAUACUGCUGACUUUCCGACAUUAGCAUCAUUCGUGAAUUUUCUUGAUUCUAUAUUUGACCUCGAUGCACGAUCUCAAUGGUUAAAACGUGGAAUUCAAAGAAUUAUCUUGGCUCCUUUUGUCAGUCAAUCGACUAAUAGGAAAAUUAAGGAAAUUGUGCAGAAAAAUAUUCUUGAUCCAAGCGUAAUACACAAUGUUCUAUGUGGAGUUUUGAAUAACACAUGGCCAAAUGGAGUCUUUCAAGAAUCAAUACCACGUGAGGAUGUUAUCAAGCUAAGAACUAGAAUGGCAGCUAAAAUAGCAAUUUUCGCUUUCUUCACCGAUGACUUAAAGCAUAUAUUAGGUUCUGAGACUACUAAGCUUGGUUUAUUAAACUUUUAUGAGAUGCUACAGCAUCAAACGCUUAAUAAACGACUUAUUUUAAUUUUGUUAGACCGUAUCUUGACUGCAGCAUUGCCAACAGAUAAUUUGACGAAACAUGUCAUAAAAAAAUAG